AUGAUUGAGCGAGCCAUCUUAGCUGCUUUGACACCCCUUCGGACGUCGAUUCAUUAUCUCAUAGCGAGAGUAGAGAUCUGUGGGAGAGGACAAGUGGUUACUUCAGAGGUGACAACUUUGAAACCUGAGGUUUCAGAUUUGAGAAAGGAUGUGGACUAUCUGAAGUCCACAGACUUCACUUCUCUCUUUGAGUCAGCUCAGGAUCAGGAUGCCCCGGCCAGUUCUGAGAUGCCUCUGGCCACCACUAGAAAUGUGCCUAUGGAUGAUGUGGUAGCUGAUGAGUUAGAGGCGGAGAUGGAUGAGGAGCAGCUUGAUGCUCAGAAGGGGACCAUCUAUAGAGACCUGCCAGAUUUAGAGGAGACGAUUGUAUAG
Molecule: messenger RNA, 372 nt
Organism: Solanum verrucosum
Lineage: Eukaryota; Viridiplantae; Streptophyta; Magnoliopsida; Solanales; Solanaceae
Exons: 1
Coding region: 1-372 (123 amino acids)
Source: RefSeq, a predicted model, not a curated record